Messenger RNA from Durio zibethinus, 2795 nucleotides. RefSeq names its product UDP-xylosyltransferase 2 (gene XT2). The record is from RefSeq and is a predicted model, not a curated record. Lineage: Eukaryota; Viridiplantae; Streptophyta; Magnoliopsida; Malvales; Malvaceae. Gene Ontology annotation, biological process: xyloglucan biosynthetic process. Gene Ontology annotation, molecular function: xyloglucan 6-xylosyltransferase activity; UDP-xylosyltransferase activity; hexosyltransferase activity. Gene Ontology annotation, cellular component: endosome; membrane; trans-Golgi network.
AAGGAGCCGUCCACGACAUAUCUGAUCUAAUCCUAAUAAGUUUUUAAUUCAAGUUUUUAACUUCGCGGCGGGUCCCGGCAUCUUCCGACAGCUGUCUUCAAAUUUCGUGUCGGAGAACAAAUCACACCCUUAGCUCAUACUGGUUCUGUGAUAUGUUUUGGAUCACAGAAAAACGCGUUUUUCAUCCUUAAAUAAAACCUCUGAAACCUCACUCGAAAUACCUCGAAUCCAAAUCCUAGGUUUCUUACUUCUCAAUUUUCCAGUCCGGCAUUGUUUGCGGUUGAACCGAGACCAGAUCGGGUAAAGAACCGGAAGAUGAUAGACAAGUGUUUGGGAGCUCAAAGAUCUAGAAAGAUCCAGAGAGCUGUCCGUCACUGUAAGGUCACGAUUCUCUGCCUCGUCCUCACCGUGGUUGUCCUACGCGGCACUAUCGGAGCCGGGAAAUUCGGAACUCCGGAGCAAGACUUCGUCGAGAUACGCGACCACUUCUAUUCCCGCAAACGCGCCGAGCCGCAUCGCGUCCUUGAAGAAGUCGAAACGACGUCGUCCGAUAACCAAGCAGCCACCGACGCCGACACAAACAAUUACAACGAGUUCGACAUAAAUAAGAUCUUAAUCGACGGGGAAUCCGACGACCCGAAACCUGACCCCAAUAAACCCUACUCGCUCGGGCCCAAAAUCUCCGAUUGGGACGAGCAACGAUCUAGAUGGCUGAUAGAAAACCCUAAUUACCCAAAUUUCAUCGGUCCAAACAAACCAAGGGUUCUCUUAGUCACCGGUUCAUCUCCCAAACCUUGUGAGAACCCUGUCGGUGAUCAUUACUUAUUGAAAUCGAUCAAGAACAAGAUCGAUUACUGUAGAUUGCACGGGAUCGAGAUAUUUUACAACAUGGCGCUUUUAGAUGCUGAAAUGGCAGGGUUUUGGGCCAAAUUACCUUUGAUUCGAAAGCUUUUGCUUUCGCAUCCGGAGGUGGAAUUCCUCUGGUGGAUGGAUAGUGAUGCAAUGUUUACCGAUAUGGCAUUUGAGGUACCUUGGGGAAGGUAUAAAGACUCGAACUUGGUUAUGCACGGAUGGAAUGAGAUGGUUUAUGAUCAAAAGAAUUGGAUUGGGCUAAAUACUGGAAGUUUUUUGUUGAGGAAUGGCCAAUGGGCCCUUGAUCUUCUUGAUGCUUGGGCUCCAAUGGGUCCUAAAGGGAAGAUUAGGGAAGAAGCAGGGAAGGUUUUGACGCGGGAACUCAAGGAUCGACCUGUUUUCGAAGCAGAUGAUCAGUCUGCAAUGGUUUAUUUGUUGGCUACUCAAAGGGGGAAGUGGGGUGAUAAGGUUUACUUGGAGAGUGCUUAUUAUUUGCACGGUUAUUGGGGGAUCUUGGUUGAUAGGUAUGAGGAAAUGAUUGAGAAUUAUCAUCCGGGUUUGGGUGAUCAUCGUUGGCCGUUGGUGACUCACUUUGUGGGUUGUAAGCCUUGUGGGAAGUUUGGGGAUUACCCGGUUGAGAGGUGCUUGAAGCAGAUGGAUAGAGCAUUCAAUUUUGGUGAUAAUCAAAUACUUCAGAUUUAUGGGUUUACUCACAAGUCUUUGGCUAGUAGAAGGGUGAAGAGAGUACGAAACGAGACUGGUAAUCCGCUUGAGGUGAAAGAUGAACUUGGACUGCUUCAUCCAGCUUUUAAAGCGGUUAAGGUAUCCUCUUCUUGAUGAUAUAGGCUGUCUAUGAGAUCAUAUGCUGCUAAUUAAUAAGUUACGACGUUCAAAUGUUGUGUGAAGUGCGAAUUUUAUGUUUUAGGUCUGGGGAAAUAGUAUUCUUUUGUUCCUUAUCUGUGUUUAAAAUUAAAAGUUCUUAAUGCUUUCCCAAGGAAAACAGUGCCGAUGAGUUUGUCUGCAGCUUCAAUUUUGUAGAAUACAUCAAACUUGGAUCUGUCAUUAUCACUUGAAUUUGUUAGCCGUAAAGUGCUGCAUUGUAAUUCAAUCAGUCGGAUAAAUACUAAUAGAAGUAUAAUAUUGCUGCAUCAUGAAUCAUUUUAUUGCUGUCAGUACCUGGUAUAAUUACUUAUUGGUAUGAUAAUUAAAUGAAAAUUUGUGGCUUCGGGUACCCCAUUCUUUAGAAGCAUUAGCAGGACGAAUAGGCUGGUUUCAAUUUAAAUUUGUGGUUAAGUAGCUGUUUACAUGGUUCGAGAACCAAUGUCAUUAGACUCUCUCUCUCUCUCUCUCUCUCUCUCUGUGUACCCCUUCUUUAUUUUGGACUUUUGAGGUUAAGAAUGAGGAGGAAAAGUUUAUAUAGUUUACGUUGAAAGUAUGAAUGAAUUUUAUUUUUUGAAUGAAAGAAUUUUAAUUUCAAAUAUUCUGCUAGAACACCAUGCCAAGUUACUGGGAGCAUAUAAGGAUUAGACUAAGGAGAAGAUAGAGUGGACGAUAUACGAUGCAAUUUCAAUCCUAGUUUUCUUCAGAGCUAACUAGUCAGAGAAACAUAGUUGAUAAAUUUGUUUUAUUGGUUGAGUUCCGAUUUAUGGUCUUAACAUCCUUCAAAAAAAUGGUUGAUAAUGGAGAUAAUUACGGCAGAGACAAUGUCCCUGCUAAGGUUCUCUGUUCAGGGAGGAUUAUGUUAAAACGUAGUAAGCACUGUUCAUGGAUGACAAAUUCAAACCUGUGGGAUUCAUCUUUUGAAUUAACCUUUAGAAAACAGUUAGAACAAAGAAAAACUACAGGAUUGAGAAACAACCAAAAAGUAAAAAGUUCAACUACAAAACUUUCCAAUAAAGACCUUGUAAAAUUGAAAACACAUCAAAACCAUUAACUUGUGAGAA